AUGAAAAUAUUGAAUAUCAAUAAAUUAUAAAAUGAAUAAAAAAAUAUAACACAAAAACAUUUAUAGGAGUUUGCACAAGAGAGUUCAAUAACAUUUACAGGUUUAAUUAAACAAACAUAUGAUGACAGAAAAGGUUUGAAAUAAAUUAUAAUGCAAUUUGAGCCGAUUGUUAAGUAAAUUUAUUAUCAGUAUCAAAGCAAAAUAUAUGCCGAAGUUUUGGGAAUCCAAAUGUAGUAAAUAAAAGAUAGUUUGGAUGAUCCAUAAGUAAAUGCAAGAGAAUAGGUAAUAACAUUAAUGAUUUACAUCGAAGAAGUGUUAUAAGAAAUAGAAAAACACUAUCAAAUACCCUACAAUAAAUAAUACUUUGAAGAUGCAUUUUAUGAAAUAACAAUCCCUGAAAUAGUUCAAGAAGAUGCAGGAGCUAUUAAUAAUGACGGUUGGUGUCAAAAAUGCACCAUCUCAUGA
This is a messenger RNA of Paramecium tetraurelia, 465 nucleotides long. RefSeq lists its product as uncharacterized. The transcript is spliced from 2 exons. Lineage: Eukaryota; Ciliophora; Oligohymenophorea; Peniculida; Parameciidae. The record is from RefSeq and is a predicted model, not a curated record.